Molecule: messenger RNA, 1547 nt
Organism: Prunus dulcis (almond)
Lineage: Eukaryota; Viridiplantae; Streptophyta; Magnoliopsida; Rosales; Rosaceae
Product: protein SUPPRESSOR OF FRI 4
Exons: 7
Coding region: 142-1212 (356 amino acids)
Cellular component (GO): nucleus
Molecular function (GO): DNA binding
Source: RefSeq, a predicted model, not a curated record
UGAAAUAAAAGAACCCACAGAUCACAGAAGGGAAACCUCCAAAAACCCAAAUACCGAAUCGAAGCUCAGAGAGAGAGAGGGAGACAACAAGAAACACAACAAGAAGACCUGUACGAGGAGGACAAGGAGGAAGAAGGACAAAUGGGUAGGAAGAAAAAGAGGGUUUCGUCGAAGGUUUGGUGCUACUACUGUGAUAGAGAAUUUGACGAUGAGAAGAUACUGGUGCAGCACCAGAAAGCCAAGCACUUUAAGUGCCAUGUCUGCCACAAGAAGCUAUCUACCGCUGGUGGCAUGGCCAUUCAUGUCCUCCAGGUCCACAAAGAGAGCGUCACCAAAGUUCCCAAUGCAAAGACUGGAAGAGAGUCAACGGAUAUUGAAAUAUAUGGGAUGCAAGGAAUCCCACCUGAUGUCUUGGCUGCACAUUAUGGAGAGGAAGAUGAGGACGCUCCAUCAAAAGUAGCUAAAGUGGACAUCCCGUCAACCCAGUUUGUUGGUGGUAUGGUGCCAGGUUCGAUGGGGAUUGGAUAUCCUCCUCAACCAGCUUUGGGUGCAAUCCGGCCAAUUUACAGUCCUGCAGUUCCAAUGCCUCCAAAUGCUUGGCAACCUCGUCCCCAGCCAUGGUUUCCACAACUUCCAGCAGUCUCAAUUCCUCCUCCUUCCUCAUUGGGUUAUGUGCCGCAGCCAUUGUUUCCUGUGCAGAAUGUGAGGCCACCCCCACCAUCAUCAACCCCUGCACAUCUGACGUCACAUAUAACCCCGCCUGGACUUCCUACAUCCAUGCCUCCUGUUCCUGUAUCACAACCCCUGUUUCCUGUUGUUGGUAUAAAUAAUGUACCAACUCAAAGUUCUCCCUUUUCAGCUCCCAUGCCUUCAACUAGUAUUCUCUCAAAUUCUCCAGCUGAACUUAAAGGCUCAACAGAUGCACAUCAAGGUGGGACCUUAAUUAAUUCACACUCUUAUGCAUCUGGUCCAAAUACUGGUGGUCCAUCAAUUGGACCACCGCCUGUAAUUGCAAACAAAGCUCCUGCUCCUCAGCCAGCAGCUAAUGAGGUGUAUCUGGUUUGGGAUGAUGAGGCUAUGUCCAUGGAGGAAAGAAGAAUGUCCUUAGUGAAGUAUCAGGUGCAUGAUGAAACUAGCCAGAUGAGUUCAAUUGAUGCAGCCAUAGACAGAAGGAUUUUGGAGAGCCGGCUCGCUGGCCGGAUGGCAUUUUAGAUCAAAUAGCAGCAAUGGGCCAAUGGCAUUGUAUGCACAGUUGGAAUCUCAUGCUGGUGUAUGGACCUUGGAAUGUCAUGCUGAUGGUUUAUUUGAUGAGCAAGGCGGGUUCUUUGGUUUGUCUUGCAAGUAAAACCAGUCAUACCUUUGUGUUGUAUUCUUUGCAAGAAUGUGAGGUGGAAGGGAAAAUUAUUUUAAGUUAUGAUAUUCUUUUUUCCAUUUCCCUUUUGCUUGCUCCCAUAGAUUUUGAUGUAAACCUUUUAGGAUAUGUUCAUUUGAAGGAUUUCAUUUCAUUUCCCCAGUGAUUCAAUAGUAUUCUAGUUCUAUAUUUCAAA